Messenger RNA from Lytechinus variegatus (green sea urchin), 1335 nucleotides. Its product is annotated as charged multivesicular body protein 1b-like. Bases 313 to 909 code for a protein of 198 amino acids. The transcript has 5 exons. Gene Ontology annotation, biological process: protein transport; late endosome to vacuole transport; endosome transport via multivesicular body sorting pathway. Lineage: Eukaryota; Metazoa; Echinodermata; Echinoidea; Temnopleuroida; Toxopneustidae. Gene Ontology annotation, cellular component: ESCRT III complex; multivesicular body. The record is from RefSeq and is a predicted model, not a curated record.
CCCAGGGCAGUUCAUCACAGGCAAUCACUGAGUGAGGUUGUCUCUGUAAGUUCUUAGCUAGAACCACGCCCUUUACCGCUCUGGCCACACUACACUAGGAAGUGAAAAAAGUCGUAAACAUCGAUAGAACGCGCGAGAGCCAGCCCAGCCCGCAGCGAGGAAUCAUUUUCAUGUGAUCUUACUACAUAGUCUUCGUUGUUUUUUCACUUCUUGACUGAGACUUUGGACAAAAGUUAUACCUUUCAUUUCAUCAGGUCAAGGAGAUUAGACGUUUACUGUAUUCUUGCCUUCAAGUUCCACGAGAUCGCAAAGAUGAACAAUUUAGAAAAACAACUCUUCAAUUUGAAGUUUGCAGCCAAGCAGAUGGAGAGAUCAUCUAAGAAAUGUGAGAAAGAAGAGAAAGCCGAGAAGCUGAAAUUAAAAAAGGCUAUACAGAAGGGCAAUGUUGACGGCGCCAGGAUACACGCUGAGAACGCAAUCAGACAAAAGAAUCAGGCCUUGAACUUCCUUAGGAUGUCUUCAAGAGUUGAUGCAGUAUCUCAGAGGGUCCAGACAGCCGUUACUAUGAAACAGGUCACUUCAUCAAUGUCAGGGGUGGUCAAGUCUAUGGAUUCUGCAUUGAAGUCAAUGAAUCUUGAAAAGGUCAGUGCGUUGAUGGAGAAGUUUGAAAAGCAGUUUGAAGACCUGGACGUGCAGACACAAGUUAUGGAUGAAUCUAUGGCUGGUAGUACAACUCUCAAUGUCCCCCAGGCUGAUGUAGAUAGUCUUAUGGCACAGGUAGCAGAUGAACACGGAUUGGAGUUAAACAUGGAACUUCCCUCUGGUCAGACAGCAAGUAUUGGUCAGUCAACAGCGGCCUCAGAACAAGAUGAAUUGUCAGCAAGGUUAGCGGAGCUCAGGAAAGCGUGAUGAUCGUACAGGAAAUUCUACUCCAUUCCUGUGAAAUGUAAUUAUUUUGAGAAUCAUUCUAGAUGUGACCAUCUUUUUCUAGAAAGAAUUAUGGGGAUUUGGUAAUAGGCAGAGUAAGUGAAGCCCGCUGCACACUUAAUGUUACGGCUGUCACUUAUUGUUUGAGGAUCAAAAUGCAAUUUGCAGUACAGCUAAUUUUGGAUGUUUAAAAAAUUAUCUGUAAUGUGAGGUUCUAUAAUAAUAUAUUAUAAACUGAAACAUAGCUUUGUUUGAGCUGCAAUCCUUAUGUAUGCAUAAUGACCAUCUUAACUUCAAAUGUCUAUGUCCAAUCAAAGGAAGUAUUGUGUUUUGAUUUAAAGGUCAAGUCCACCCCAGAAAAAUGUUGAUUUGAAUCAAUAGAGAAAAAUCAGAAAAGCACAAUGCUGA